Messenger RNA from Scheffersomyces coipomensis, 1776 nucleotides. RefSeq lists its product as uncharacterized. NCBI's taxonomy places the organism in Eukaryota, Fungi, Ascomycota, Pichiomycetes, Serinales, Debaryomycetaceae. The record is from RefSeq and is a predicted model, not a curated record. The coding region runs from base 1 to 1776 and encodes 591 amino acids. The transcript has a single exon. Gene Ontology annotation, molecular function: 3'-5'-RNA exonuclease activity.
AUGGGUAAUCUAGUGACAAUUCUUGAUCAACCAAACAUGACUAGACGGUCUGGAGCUAAACGGAAGAAGUUGGUGAUAAUUGCGUCCAUUGUGGGGUUAGUCAUUUUAUUGACGGUGCUUUUCACUACUUCCAAUCAAAGACUCUCUCUAAAGCAAUUUGGAGUACCUCAUGAUUCAAUUAUAUAUUCAGAAGAUGCAGGUCAAGAUUAUGAAGAGAAUAUUAAUGGAAGUGGAAGUGGAAAUGGAAGUGGAUCUAAAUUCCAACUGACAGAUGAAAUUGAAGAUCUUGAAAAUGAAGCCAAAGAACAUAAUCGUGGUGAUGUUAAAGAAGAUUUAAGAAAAUGGAAACAACAGAAAAUGGAUCAAGAAUUACAAAAGGGUAGUACAAGUGGUAGUAAAUCUGGUAGUACUACUGGUAAAAGUGGUAGUGGUAGUGGUAACUCAGCUGGUAAAAGUGGUACUGGCAGUGUUGCAGGUGCAGAUACCGGUAGUAGUACUACCAAUAAAAAUGGUAGAAAGAAACCAUUACCAAUCUCAGAUGAAGUUCCAUCUAUAGAACAACAAAAGGAUGUUCCAAAAACAAAAAAACUUAAACCAUUCCAAAAAGGUAGUAAUAAAAUAGAAGAAGAAGAAGAUGAAUAUCCUAUAAGUAAGAAUCCUAAUGGUUUCUUAGGUGAUAUUGAUGAAUUGGAUCCUGAUGAAAAGGAAAUUGUGGGUGAUAUAUAUGAUAAAUCAUCAACAUCAGCCGAUCGUCAAAUUGUAGAAAUUCCAGAAGGAAUUCCACCUCCAGGUCAAAAAUUCGAUAAAGUAUCUAUUGAUGUGGUUGAAUAUCCAUCCGGAUCUAUUCCAUCAGAUUUUUAUAGAAUUAAAAUCAAACCGUUCAAUUUCAGAAUUUAUAGUCAUAAUAUUAAAAAUGGAGCUGAUAAAAAAUUAAAUCCGGGUGAAGAGAUUUGGGCUACUAGAUUCAGAAUGAUUGCUGCUUCGAUUAAGUUCAAUUGUCAAUUCAAUUGUGUGGUUGCCUUACAAGAAGCUUAUAAAUUCCAAUUGAAUGAUAUCUUAAAAGAAUUAAAUCGUUAUGAAGAACCAAAUACUUGGAGUUAUUAUGGUGUGGGUAGAAUUGAUGGUAAAGUUUUAGGUGAACAUGUUCCUAUUAUUUAUAAAACUACUGAAUUUGAACUUAUUUAUGGUGAUAGUUUUUGGCUUAAUGAAGUAAAUCCUCGUGUUUCAACAGUUGGAUGGGAUUCAGCUUAUCCAAAAAUAGCUUCAUACGUGACUUUAAAACAUAAAGAUAGUGAAAAUUAUAUAAAUGUAUUUAAUACUCAUUAUGAUUCCAAUGGUGAUGUUGCUAAAAUUCAAGCUUCAAAACUAAUUAUGGAAAAAAUGGAUACUAUAAAUGAAUGGCCAUCAUUUUUAGUAGGUGAUUUAAAUGCCGAAUCGAAUCAUAAAGCUUAUAAAUUUAUUAUUCAAUCAUAUAAUGAUGUGGCUAAAUUAGCUACUCCAUUCAAUACUUAUGGUCAUGAACGUUCAUCAGUGACAGGAUUUGAAGGUGAAGUUCUCUUAAAUGGAGGUCGUAAUAUAGAUUAUAUCUUUGCUCCAUCCUAUACUACCAAAGUGGAUGAUAAACCAGUUUGUGAUACUAUAGAGCCUAAUACUGCAUCUAACAAGAUAUCGUUACGUUUACAAAGUUGGGGAAUGCUACAUUCUAAGUUUAAUGGAAAAUAUAUGAGUAAUCAUCGACCAUUGGUGGCUGAAUUUUCCAUGGGUGGGAAGUGUUGA